AUGAAAGAAGUAUCGUUAGAAAACGAACUGGAGCUUAUCUACGAGUACACGCUGUCAGUGGAGCUUUUAAUAAAAAGGCUGAGUGAUUAUAUCAAGAGGAAACAGACACAGAAAAAGAUAAUCGAAAGGAGGGACCUCUUCAACAAAUUUAUUCUAAAGUACCUAAAUAAAAAUGUCCCAUCGAAGCUAUCUCAUCAUAUGAGGUAUACCAAGAAUAACAAAUUUUAUGAACAAAUUUUUCUGUGCGCCUUUUACCAUGUCAUUGUAAAGUUGGUGCUGCGCGACCCGCUCUUCGGUUUGCAGAAGGGGGGACGAAGCGGGAAUGAGGGGUCAAACGAAAGUGAUGGUUGUAACUUGAAUGGAGGGCAGCCCAAAUGUGAAGAAAAAAAAAAUGCAUAUGUAACCGCGAAUGAGGAGAUGGGAAAGAAAGAGGAAGUGUCAAACAAAGCGCUGGAGUACAUCACGAGGGAGAAUCUGCCGUGCCAGAAGCUAAGUGACGGAUUUUUAAUUCUCCAUUCGACGUAUGAGCAAAUAUGCGACGUGAUCUAUGCCUUCAGCGUUAUAUGCUAUGCGUACGAGUUUCACUCUUUUUUUAGGAUAAAAAAUGUGAAAAUUGCAAAAGGGGACAAGUGCGCGUUUGGCUUUUUCAGCUGGAUUUACGACAUCAAGUGGUUCGUUUUGAGGAGUUUGAAGCUGGGGGAGGUGCGCUCAGGUGGGAGAAGUGGAAGAAGCGGGAGAAGUGGCAGGGGUGGCCAAAGCGACCGAAGCAAUGAGAGCCCUUCGGCGGAGAGGCAGAGCCCCGAUGUGGCCCCGAACGACGCGGCGAACUGUGCGAAUGGCGAGGAGAACCAAUUCGACAGUGGAAGCAGCAGCAACGCGGAUUUUCUGGCAACCAGAGCGGUUGGAGGCAACACCGUUGCAAAGAUGUGUGUAGAGAAAAAUGAUCCACAGGGGAAUUCAACCCACCUGGGUAGCAGCACCGUGGAAAUAGAAAACCCUUUUGUUGAUGAAGAAUUUUUCAAUUUCAUGUUAAACAGGGGCAAACAUAUCGAGAGAAUUUUCUUGGGCCAUCCGGAUGAGGUCCAAAGUUGCUGCGCUGGCAUAAAUGGCGAAGGAGUUUCAAGCACCCAUUUAGGAAGAGGCACCAACCCAGGGGGGAAACACACCCAAGAUGAUAAGAGAAGGAGUUACCCAAAUGGUACUUCCGAUGGGAUGAACAACUCAGUUGGAGCUUCUGUGGGGGCCCUUCCCGGGGGAAACGCCGACGUAGGAAGAUGUGCCCAACAUAGAAGUGAUACAAAAAGGGUGUUAAAUUAUACCUGUGGAUGUGGGUGGAAGGUAAAAAACUACAGCGAAGUGAAGUCCCAUUUUGAACAGCUCUACAGCAGGAUGAAGAACGUGAAGACGUCCAAAUUGUACGUACCCCUCUGCCUGUACGUCAAUUACUCAUUUGAUUUUUACCACUUGAGCACAAAAAGGAAAAUUUGGAAAAUCUUAAAUUUUAGUUUAAGUUUCGAUGAAGGGGCGUAUGACUCUUCAAAAGUUGACAAGAAUUGCAAUGCAAAUCAUGUAAACAGUUUUUUUUCAAAUUGGAAGAGGCAGCCGGAGGAAGAAGCGAACAAGAGAAGCUGCGUUUCGUUUUAUAUGGGAGGCCUCGUCGAGUUCAUUAACAAAAAUAACACUUUCGAGAGGAGACACAUAAUGGUUGCGCUGAAAAAAUUUAUCGACAGCGAAAUGCUCCAGGGGAAUAAUUCGCCCUCCCUGGAGGAGAACGAAGAGGAAGAAAAAAAAAAUAAAAGUGAUGCCGCAGAGUGUGAUGAAUACCAUAAGAUAUUUUACACGCCCAUUGGGGUGUUUGGUCAGGAGGGAGACAUUGGAAGGAGGGAAGCCGACUGUAAGAACAACACCCACAGUGUGUCAGCCGCUAACCAUGUUAGUUAUGACCAUGCAGGUGCAGAAAUGGAGCAAGUCCAACCGUGUGGAGAGGCAAACUCCCCAUGGAAUGGCACAACAAUGGUUGACACGCAAAAAAAAGCCGAAAGGGGAAGAAAAAAAAAUGUGCAAAUUGACCCAUUUCAACGAGGAAGUAACCAAAACUAUAUCAUUAUGGGGAUAAACGAAUUCGUUAGUGAGCACCUUUAUAUGUUCAUUUCGUAUGUCUGCUUGAACGUGACAAAAAUUGCCAUUUUCCUAAUCGAGAGAUACAGCCUGACCAUCCCGAACAGGUACCUUGAUCUGAGCUCCUACCUAUUUAUAUGCCAAGCGAAUAAACUGAAUACAAACAUUCUGCAUUUCAUAAACAAGUAUAACAUUCACCGGUAUCUUUUUCGAAAUGAUGUUUCGAAGAAGGACUUGAAGGAAAAUUAUUUUAUUUACAAAAAUAUCGAGUGCAGUGAGAUGGGGAGAAAGCACAACGAUUUGUACUUGAAAUUUUUGGAAGACAUUCAAACGCAGCAUUAUGUGACUGGCUCUGGAGGGAACAAGAGGGCAGGUGCGGGACCCUCCUCUGCAAAUGCGAACGGUAACAGGGGGAGAAAUAACUACUCGGUGCGCGUCAGCUUGAGGGAAGGGCGACGCAGAGGGAAGCACCUCGGGGGGAAUUUGGACACGGGGUACACGUAUGAUAGUGGCAAUGGGGGCAGCAACGUGGGCAUCACGAGCAGUAGUAACAGUGGCAGCAAUAGUGGAAGCCACGGGGGGGGAAGCCAUGGAGGAAGCCAUGGGGGAGGAAGCCGUGGGGGGAGCCACAGCGGAAGUCACAGUGGAAGCCUCAGCGGAAGCAACCGAAGCAGAAGCAGGAGCGGCAAAAUGGAUUGCACACCGAACGCGUACAGGGAUAGCCGCAACCAACGUGUUAACUACCCCGCGUCGACUAAAAAGGAAAACGUGCAAGGUGGCAAGAGAAACGUGUUGGUAGUGCCAGGGAAUCACAGCAGGCAGUCAAGCGGAGGGAAGAGUUGCCCCAGCAGCAAUGCCAGUUCCAAGCAGGGGCAGCACAGUGGUAGCACUGCUGCUGUGGAAAGGCGCGAAGUGGGGGGGGUACUAGAGCUGCCAAGAGGUAGCCACUCCGCGAUGAACAGCCCGAGUGAGGAAAUGGCCCCCGAUGUGGCAGCUACAGCUACAGCUAUAGCUACCAUUUUGUUGCCAACAGAUGGGGGGGGCGCUAAAGGGGGUGCUGAACAAAUCGGUGUUUUUCGUCGUGUAGAUGACGUCUUCUUGGGUGGAAGCAACCCGAGUGGAGGCACCAACAGUGAGCACCCCCUCCAUGCGGGCGCAACCCAACAGGGUGACCAAGCCGAAAGCAAAAGAAUGGAUGAGGUAGAUCAUUCCCCGAUCUUCAGCCACAUUAACAGCAGCAAGUAUUACGCUGACCUUACGUACAACAAUUGCGAAGGCGCACAGUACUACUACGCGGUUCGAAACAACUUGUGCAAGAGGGAGGAUGCGCACAAUAGGGUGAAGAUGUCCCAUUCGGAGGGGUGCAAGCAGGAGAAGCCGUCGGAGCGGUCUGAGCGGCAGGAGCGAUCUGAGCAACCAAAUUGGCAGGACAAAAAUGGCGACGCGUUUGCGAGUGAAGCGCCUAACGUGGUGGAGAGUUGGCACCACGGCAGUGGUGGUGGGGGCCACGAAAGGGCGGUUAGCGCUCCCCUGGUUAGCGGUUCCCCGAUUGGCGGUCCCCUGGAUAGCGGUUUCCCGAUUGGCAGCCCCCAGAUUAGCUGCUCCCCCAUUGGCAGUCCCCUAAUUAGCUCCUCCCCGGGUAGCGCCCCACUAAACCCCGCGCAUGUUAGAAGCAUAAACUUCCUAAACCGGGAGGCGUACCCCGUGAAGCUGAACGUGCCGUACAGCCUGCACCUGAAUGACAUUCUAAAGAACGACGCGCGCAUUUCACACGUGGUGGACAGCUGCAAGGGAAACAAAACGCUGGAGCUAGAGCUGAUCAAGCAGCAGCUAAAAAACGGAAACGUAAAAUACGCAAUCAAGUUAUUGAAAAUGUUCAAUUACGAGUUGCUGCAAUUUCCAAAUUUAUUUUACUACCUAAAUUAUAAGUCCUACAAUUAUUUGGUGAAUACCUUCGACAAGAGGUACAUAAUUUACUACCUCUAUGAUAAUCCGAAGUAUUUGAAGAUGUAUUUUAAUGCUCUGUUGAAGAAGAAGAGUCUGGAGGCGUCUGUCAUGGCUGUGUACUUUUUGUACCCCCUGUACAUUUCGUCUGAAGACGCGGACUUUCGGAUGUUUUAUUUUUUGUUUUUCAAGCCGAGGAAGAUGAAGAAGGCGAAUUAUAACAGCAACAUUGUGCAUAACGAGCCGUACCUGCGGCAGUACGAAAAUGAGCACAGGGAUAGGGAUAAGGAGCGAGAUAGGGAGCGAGACGCGGGGAAGAGCGGCGAUGGGAAUGCCUCCGAAAAUGGGGGCGAAAUGGCCGCUGCGAGCGGAGUGGAGAGGGCCGUCCCCCCCGUUGCAGGCACCAACCCCCUGUGCAACCAGAACUACAACAGUAUCUACUCCUUCCUGAAGAACGAAUGCGUAAUUAUUAAUGACCUCCAUUUUUGUUUCAAAAAUGAGGAAGUCAUGCCGUUCGACAGCGUGACGAGGAAGGUAUACAAAUUGACAGACCUGUGCAAAUAUUUCGACGUAUUUGAAAAGCUAAAAAAGAUUAACACGGAAAUUAUUAGGAACUCGUUUGAUUAUCUAAUUAAGAGAAACGGAAAGUGUUCCUGUCCUAAGAAUUUCAUCUGCAUAAACGACUUAGGGUCAUCCCUCAAAGUAGUAAAAGUUGUAGAAACGUUCGAAGAUUUCUUUACUCUUUAUGAACAUAUAAAGAAAAAGGAGAGAGUCAUAUUUAUAGACGCGGAAUGGAAGUGCUCCAUAUUUCGUGAAAAUCCCAUCGUUUCUAUUUUUCAAGUGGCCCUAAAGGAUACCCCCAUUUCGUACAUAAUUGACUUGAAAAAAAUUGCAGUAGAAAAUUACGAAAUUAAUUACUACAUUUCGGACCUUUUUCGGGACCAAAAUAUUAUAAAAGUUGGAGUGGCCUUUUUAAACAACGACAUGUUGCACUUUAGAAAGUACUACGACAUAUUUGCUAUGUUGAAAUGGGAGAAGUAUCACAGCAUAUUGGUGGACAGCUUUGAUAGGGGAGAAGAAGUACCCAUGGGGGAGGAAAAUGCCGACUUUUGGGCUGCAGAGAAGCUCCCUUUAGGAAAGGAACAAAUGACUAGCAAUAGUACAAGUGACUGGGAUGUGUUGCUAAGGAGGGCCAUGAAAAGCGUCUACGAGAGUGAUGACCGCAGUGGAAGUGCAAAUGAUGGUGGGGUGCAUCUUAACGAAGGGGAGCAGGGCCAGCACAGCAACAGGAGUGGUGCCCAUUCAUCAGAUAACCGGAGGAAAGAACAAGGAGGAAAACAAAACUUUCACCUUUGUGACGACGUAAGUUAUAAGAACAUCUUUCCGGUUAACUAUUUUGUGAAAUACAAAAAGAACGAAGCACUGAUAGAUAAGCACUUAAACUCUAAGUGUAGCGCCUGUGGGAAGGUUGGGAUUUAUAGCUGCAUACACAAGUACUACGACUUGGAGUGCAUUUACCUGAAAUAUUAUGAGCAGCUGAAGGGGCACUUUCCCCACCUACGAAAGAACAUGAGUUAUUCUGUCAAAAUUUUUGGGAAAGCCUUAUGUCCGGAUAAGGAAGUUAACAAGGAGUGCCAGAUAAUGAACUGGAACUUCAGGCCCCUCUCCUCCAUCAGUGUGGAGUAUGCCAUAUUGGACGUUCUCAUUUUGAAGAAUUUUUUUAAUUUAAUUCAGUCAAAGUUGUCAUUUAGCAUCGAGCAGGCCCUCUAA
This is a messenger RNA of Plasmodium vivax (malaria parasite P. vivax), 5832 nucleotides long. RefSeq lists its product as hypothetical. Bases 1 to 5832 code for a protein of 1943 amino acids. The record is from RefSeq and is a predicted model, not a curated record. The transcript has a single exon. Lineage: Eukaryota; Apicomplexa; Aconoidasida; Haemosporida; Plasmodiidae. Gene Ontology annotation, molecular function: nucleic acid binding.